AGCAACCAAACGACGGGCGCCGGGAUCACGCCCAAAACAGCCCCAAGCUCGAUGACGGACUCGUGCCGCCCAGUCUCUCGUUGAUGUAUCCAUCCCACUUUCGUUCACCCCCCACCUUCGCUCUAUAAUACUUCUUUUGCUGUUGACACGACUCACCACGCACCACGGCCCCCGACCGUUGAGGAACUAAUCGUGCCACCUCGUCUCUUCUCGCAUCGUUGCAUCGUCGUAUCGUCAUAUCGUCACACCACCGCGCCAUCGCACUAUUCCGAGACCCUUUAGACCUCCGAGUCUUUCUACUCAAGUGUUUUUUUCGCCUCUUGCUGCCGCCGGAACGGGACAACUGCCGCCGACAUCAGGUCCGGCUGCGGUUCUUGCAGGCUUUCCUCCGACUACUACCCCUCCCGCGAAGAAACUACCCUUCGGUUCGAGUCGCCGAACGGCGGGGGCCCUGACCGGCCUCAACCUCCGCAACCAUGGGCUUCGGAGAUUUCGACAGCAUCUGCCGCAUGGCACCACUGCCGCUAUGCUCGUCCAUCGGCCCGAUAACAUCUAUCGCGAGCGGCGUGGGGAUAGAGCCGGACUGUUACGCGCGCAACAUUGAGGUGGCCAACACCAUGAUCUUUCAAGGCGCCGCGAGCGCCAUGCACAUCGUGGCGCUGGUCAUGACCGUCGUCAUGGUGCUGCACGUACGGGGAAAGUUCACAGCAGUUGGCCGAAAGGAGAUCCUUACCUUCUUCUACCUCUACAUGCUCCUCACCUUCCUCUCCCUCUGCGUCGACGCCGGCGUAGUACCACCGGGCUCGGGGCCCUAUCCCUAUUUCGUCGCCGUCCAGGCCGGGCUCAGCUCGGCGCUGGUGACCUGCUUGAUGAUCAACGGCUUCGUCGGCUUUCAGCUGUACGAGGACGGCACGCCGCUCUCGCUCUGGAUGCUGCGGUUCUGCUCCGCCGCGGCCUUCGUCAUCUCGUUCCUCGUGGCCCUGGCGACCUUCAAGACGUGGGCCGGGCUGGGUCCUACCAAGACGGUCGGGCUGUUUGUGGUGCUGUACCUGCUGAAUGCGGUGCAGCUGUUCGUGUACGUGGUCCUGCAGAUCCUCCUCGUGACGCGCACGCUGCAGGACCGCUGGCCUCUGGGCGACAUCGCCUUUGGUGUUUUCUUCUUCGUCGCCGGCCAGGUCAUCCUGUACGCCGCCAGCUCGCCCAUCUGCAACGCCGUGAGCCACUACCUGGACGGCCUCUUCUUCGCCACGACGUGCAACCUGCUCGCCGUCAUGAUGGUGUACAAGUACUGGGACUCGAUCACUAAGGAGGAUCUGGAGUUCUCGGUCGGCACCCGCAUGAACAAUUGGGAGGUUAAGGACCUGCUCCCCGAGGAAGACCGCCGGGCCACCAUGUACCACGACGACCCAUACGGCCAAUCAACGGCCUAUGACACCCCAUUUUCGCCCACUUCGAAUAGGUAUUCGAGGUACUAAGUCUUUUGAACCAAGCUUCGGUCCCGAAUGGUUUGGGGGCCAGCGGCAAAUGGUGGUGGUUGCCGCUGUGCCGCACCCCCCCCCCCCUCCCUGGCGUAGGAAUGCGAUGCAGUGCAAUGACCAUGUUCUAUUUUUGUUUCAUCAGCAUCAGCGUGUUGGCUGUUUUCUUUCUGGCGUUGGGGUGGUUUUCUGAACGGGAAACGAAUGGUUCACGGGACAAAGUAGCGGUUGUGGUUUUAAUUAGCUUAAUAAGUGGCGAGGGGGAGAGAAGUGCCGGUUUAUGGUGUAGAGUGGUGGUACUCGACUUCCUUUGCUUGUGGUCUAUUGCUGCUUGGACGCAAUCUUCUACGCCUUUUUUUCUUUAAUUCAAUACAGCCGUAUUCACCAGUUAGCUUACCCUACUAUUUCUGCUGCUGUAAUGGGGCCCAACGGGGCGAAGCAGCGAUUCAUGAACUUGCGCCAUGCAAGUUUGUGGCUAUUUUUGUGUUGCGCUUGUUGGAACGGGCACCAAUUCCACG
This is a messenger RNA of Thermothelomyces thermophilus ATCC 42464, 1993 nucleotides long. RefSeq lists its product as uncharacterized. Gene Ontology annotation, cellular component: endoplasmic reticulum membrane. Lineage: Eukaryota; Fungi; Ascomycota; Sordariomycetes; Sordariales; Chaetomiaceae. The transcript is spliced from 2 exons. Gene Ontology annotation, biological process: protein folding. The coding region runs from base 477 to 1475 and encodes 332 amino acids. The record is from RefSeq and is a predicted model, not a curated record.